Messenger RNA from Hippopotamus amphibius kiboko, 249 nucleotides. RefSeq names its product LYR motif-containing protein 4-like. The transcript has a single exon. Lineage: Eukaryota; Metazoa; Chordata; Mammalia; Artiodactyla; Hippopotamidae. The record is from RefSeq and is a predicted model, not a curated record. Gene Ontology annotation, biological process: iron-sulfur cluster assembly. Gene Ontology annotation, cellular component: mitochondrion; L-cysteine desulfurase complex. The coding region runs from base 1 to 249 and encodes 82 amino acids.
AUGACAGCCUCCAGCCAUGCACAAGUGCUGGAUCGGUACCAGGCAAUGCUGAGGGAGAGCAAGCACUUCACCACCUACAACUACAAAACUUACACCAUCAGGAGGAUAGGAGAUGCUUUCAGAGAAAAUAAGAAUGUACAGGAUUUUGUAAAAAUUCAAGGCCUAAUGAAUAAAGCCAAAAGAGACCUUGGAAUAAUCCAAUUACAGGUCCACAUUAGCCAACUGUAUUUGACUGACAAACUUCAUUGA